This is a messenger RNA of Phyllotreta striolata, 1107 nucleotides long. NCBI's taxonomy places the organism in Eukaryota, Metazoa, Arthropoda, Insecta, Coleoptera, Chrysomelidae. The record is from the annotation of a GenBank genome assembly.
AUGGAUUCCGCGUUUUCCAAGAACGAAGUAAUAGGACUCGUAGUGAGGUUAACCUUAGUUUCCGCUGUUACGUUUUUAAGCAUAAAAUGGAUAAUGAACCAAGUCGAUCCCACUAAUAAAAGCAAGAAAAAAGCGCGUCAAAGGGCCGAGGAGCAGCUCAAAAGAUUAACGUCGUCAGGAAACGCUCCGCUCGUAAUAGACAAGCUAAACGACUACGAAAUGAUGAUCGCAGCGCACUUGGUGCAUCCGCAGGACAUAAAAGUCUCGUGGAACAGCAUAGCCGGCCUCGAAUGCCUGAUCCAGGAGCUCCGGGAAACCGUCAUCUUACCCAUACAACGCAAGGAACUGUUCGCCGACUCUCAACUAACAACGGCCCCGAAAGGCGUCCUGUUGCACGGGCCCCCGGGCUGCGGGAAGACCCUAAUAGCCAAGGCGACGGCCAAAGAAGCUGGUACAUGCUUCAUCAACCUCGACGUGUCCAUACUAACUGACAAAUGGUACGGCGAGAGCCAGAAACUGGCCGCCGCCGUGUUCACGUUGGCCGUGAAACUGCAGCCUUGCAUCAUCUUCAUCGACGAGAUCGAUUCGUUCCUGAGAUCUCGCACGAGCUCCGAUCACGAGGCCACGGCCAUGAUGAAGGCGCAGUUCAUGUCGCUGUGGGACGGUCUCAUCACCGAUUCGAAUUGCACCGUCAUCGUUAUGGGGGCUACCAAUCGACCGCAGGAUUUGGAUAGGGCGAUUUUGAGGCGGAUGCCGGCUACGUUUCACGUGCCCAUGCCCAACGUGGCCCAGAGGACUCAGAUCAUAAGAUUAAUCCUGGAAAACGAGCCGGUGAGUCCGGGCGUGAACGUAGAAGCCCUGGCCCGAUUGACGGACGGUUUCUCGGGCUCCGAUCUGCGGGAAUUGUGCCGGAACGCGUCGGUGUACCGGGUGAGAGAUUACCUUCGCAAUCACAUCGAAUGCGUGACGGUGGACGAGGACGAGGAGUAUCACGACGCGCUGCGCCCCAUUUCCAUGGAGGAUCUGAAGUUUUCCUUCAACAGGAUGCGCGAGGGGAAGCUGCAGUGCGGCUCGUUGCAGCUACAGACUAGAAUAGAUCUUGAUUAG